AUGAAGAACGACAUUUUUAAUGAAUCAACUUUUAUUGAACCAACAUUGGAUGAUGAAUUAGAUUCACAUUGCUUUGAUGCUAUUGAGCAUGAAGGUCCUCUAGAUGAGUCAACAACAAAGUAUUGUUAUGAUAGAGAUAACAAUUUACACUAUCUCGCGUGCCAAUUAGGCUUUUCACCAUUCGAAUCUCAUGUUCCUCGAAUAAACAUAUUCACAAGCAGAAAUACUGUUGGCCUUGCCAUUAUGGGUUUAUUACAAUCCCAAGAAUUUCAAAUUUCUGAAGUGAAAUCAUACUUUCAUUUUUCAACACACAGCAUCAAAUACGCCAAGAUCUUCAAUAAGUUCAAUUUUCCAAUACAUAUUGCAAUAGAUCCUCAAGAUGAUCAAUGCGAGUUAUUAUACCACCUAAAAUCACCAGUUCUUAUCGUUACAUCAUUCAACAACACAUACAAGGAUUAUCCACACCUACAUGUUAUUAAAGCUCCUCACAUUUAUGGCCCAACAUAUCCUUUUAUUUACGGAGAUCCAAAUGCCGAGUCCAUUCUUGAUGCCUGCAUGAAUAAUCCAUGGCAACUCAAUACUACUAGUCUAAAUCUAUCCCAAGAAUAUGCUUACAGCGGUGAUGUUGCGAUAGAAGUUGUCAAAAUUAUGAAACAAAUUUUGUCAGGCGAAAAACCAGAUAAUUUUUCAGUCAAAACAAUAAAACAAGGAUCUCUUAUAGCAGCCAUCCGUGAUAAGUAUCCCAAAUGCAACAUUCCUCCUGUAGAUUUCAAAUACACACAAGAUAUCAAAACAAAUUUGAAAACAAUGAUAAAAUACAACAAAAAACAGAGAAGAAAACCAACGGAUGUUUAUUUAUCAUGGGUAACAAGUGUCUGUGAUACACCAAGAGUUAUUGAAAGAGCUAAUGAACAGUUAGCUUAUUACGCUGAAUACUUUAAAAGAAUACCAACAUUAUCCAUGGAAUUUGUUUAUGUUUAUGCACAUUUAUCUGAGUUUUCUAAGCCAUUUAAUGAAGUUUUUACUGUUCCUAAAGAGAUCAAAAACAACAUGAGAAUUAUAGAGAUACCUUCUAUUGAACUGUUAAGUUUGAACAUGCAUCCAAACAAGACACAAUAUCCUGAAUUUAAAUUAAAAAACAUUGGAAUAAGAAAAGCAAAAGGUGAAUACAUUAUUUCAGGAAAUUCAGAUAUUUUACCUGGUUAUCCUAUAAUUGAUCAUGUAGUACGUAGAUUGUUUUCACCAGGUUUGUAUAGAUCUCUAAGAUAUAAUGGAAAAGAACAAGUUCCAAGAGAUUUCGUAAAUUUGAGUCAGUUUUAUACUUAUCCUGAUAAUUGGCUUGCAAAUUAUGAUUACAUUGAUUACACAGCAGCAAUGAGUUCUCUUCUUACUAAAGCUAGUGGUGAUUUCCAAGGUUGUCAUAGGAAACAAUGGGAAAUAAUACAUGGUUUCUUAGAAACAGGACAAACUUUUUACGUUGAUUCUUGGUUUUUACUUGAAUUUUGCGGUUUCAAGUUUCCAACUGUUGUUAGAUCGCUUGGAUAUCAUGUUCACUUAGACCAUGUGAAAGUAUCUCAUUAUACAUCGUCAAUAGACACGAAUCAGUACUUCUGGCGCGGAAUGGUUUGCGAUGGAUGGUUUUCGAAAGAUGUUGAUUCUUACAAAAGAGAUAAAUGGGGUUUGAGACAAAGUUUCACUGUUUUGGAUCCAGAUAUUACUAAUUUCAGUGUUAAUGUGAGUGAAGGAGAGUUUAAUGUAUCAUAUACAUUCGAUAAAAUUAGGAAUGCAACAGCAACUCCGAUACCUGAAAAUAUAUCAAUUCCAAAAGUUGAAUAUUUGAAUGAUGUAAGUAAACAGAAUGAAGAAAAUUGGGAACAGUACAUAAAUAAGACUAUUUAUUGGAACCAAUCAGUUGAAACACAGGAAAACAAAACUUUUUAUGAUGAUGAAAACGAAACAAUAUAUUAA
Molecule: messenger RNA, 1968 nt
Organism: Trichomonas vaginalis G3
Lineage: Eukaryota; Parabasalia; Trichomonadida; Trichomonadidae
Exons: 1
Coding region: 1-1968 (655 amino acids)
Source: RefSeq, a predicted model, not a curated record